This is a messenger RNA of Phytophthora infestans T30-4, 2611 nucleotides long. RefSeq names its product Crinkler (CRN) family protein. The transcript has a single exon. NCBI's taxonomy places the organism in Eukaryota, Oomycota, Peronosporomycetes, Peronosporales, Peronosporaceae. The record is from RefSeq and is a predicted model, not a curated record. The coding region runs from base 1 to 1815 and encodes 604 amino acids.
AUGGGGAAGAUUACUCUGGUGUGUGCAAUUGUCGGGGAGGUGGGAAGCGCGUUUGGUGUGGAGAUGGACGACGGUGAGCAAGUGUGGAAGGCGAAGGAAGUCAUCGCAGACAAGCUGAAGUACACGAGGCGACCUGACAUACUGCAGCUCUUCCUGGCGAAGAAGAAGAAAGGCGCUGCGGUGUGGCUAACGGAGAACGACGUGAAGGACGGUGUCAGUGACACGAGUGAUUUGAAGCUAUUGGGCGUUGCAGGAGCGCCGCUCAGCUUGGUCGGCUUGUCGGAGAAGGACGUCAAGUUCGUACCCACGCUAGAGGAUGUCGAGUCGAUGAACACACCUGUUCACGUGCUGGUGGCGUUGCCUCCUGGGACAAGUAGUGCGCCUAUUUCUGAUGGGACGGACUUAUGGCUGUCGAGAUUUCAACAUUGUGAAGUUGCAAAACUUACGCUACUGCCGACACGCGGAGAUCUAAAUGAAUUUAUCGGACAACCUCUCCCUGUAAAGAUUGGGUUACCGCAGUCUGUGUUUCAAGCUUGGUCGAGUCCAUUGAUACUAGGCCAACUCCUUCGAGAUAAGUUGUUCGAGCUAAACGACAUUUCGCCGUGCGAAUUUUUAAAAGAUUCGGUGUUUAGCGCUGCGUUCCUGUACCCGCAGGUGGAUGGGGAUGCCACAGAGAGUGCAUUUCAUUAUUUCUGGGACUCAAUUAUCCGUGUGGUGCUCGGGUUUGUGUUUAGGCGUGCUUACAUCAACCGGGAUUCGAGCAGGAAAUCCUCGUCAGGUUUGAAGCGACCCGACUUUUUGUUUGCUUUGGAUCAUAUCUGUGUUUUUCGUGGUGAGGAGAAAGAACCUCGUACUUCUAUCAAUGUGCCUCGUGAGGAGCUCUCUAAAAAGCUGGUGUGGUCCUACGGUGGAGUGCCGUAUGUGUUUGGCUAUGCUGCGUCGGGCUUCGAGCUAGAAUUAUUUGCUAUCUAUCAAGACGUCACGGGCAACGUUAAAACCCACCUUAUUGGAGGGUUUAACUUGCAGCAUGCGCCGGAGCGUUUUCGACUUGUACUGGCACUUCUGAAUUUGUGUCUGCUUUUCCCGGCAAUUGUGCAAAACUGUCCGGCCUCGGCAGGGACCGAGUUCAUGGACAUCCAUCGCGCCAAUGGCGUCAAGGUGCGGUUGAGUCCGAUUUUCGUCGAUAAGAUCUUUCAUACACAAGAAGAGUAUCGUCGCGUGAAGCAGAUCUACGAUUCUUUGAAAGCUUAUGGGGUUCCUUGUGCCGAUGCAGUUGUCACGGUGGAUUCAGACCAAUUGAGGUUGACACUUAAGCCCCGCGGCAUUGAGAUGAAGCCAUGCAGCUUGAGUGAACUGUUCGUCGCGCUCGGGAACGUUCUCGAGGCCCUUGUAGUCCUCCAUCGCAACGGGUGGAUGCACAGAGACAUCCGUUGGUCUAACGUGAUCAAGCAUAUCGACCGCGUUGAAUGGUUUUUGAUCGACUUCGCUGAUGCAGCUCAAAGUCCGCAGAAAUAUCCCAGCGGCGAUCACUUGACGCACGACGAACACGCUUCAGAUAUUUUUAUGGAAGGUGGAUCCCACACGACUGCGGUUGACUUAUGGGCCGUGGGAUACCUGGUGAAGACAAGUAAGAUUGAACGGGAAUGGACUGCGGAGCCCGAAAGAGCGCUUUUCCUAGAUCGGUUGAUGAACCCAGACCCGAGUGCUCGGCCGACGGCAGACGAAGCCUUACAGCUUCUGUCACGUUUUGAACGUGAAGCUGCUGAGCAGGAAUCACAGGGCAAGGGUGUGCGCAAGAAGCACAGACGUGUUUGAAUUUUUGCAUCGCUAUGGCACUACCAUUACGCGCUGGGACGAAGUACUAUGGUACUAACAACAGGAGUAGUCGAUGAAUGAGCAACACACGUUUACUUCGAAUGUAUGAGAAAUCUCGGUUGACGAGAGAAACUCGUUGACACACCGCAGCAGCUAUCAUGCGGUGCGAAUGUGGCCACUGGUUGUCGUAUACGCCCGCCUUCACGGCGGCCACCACGAUACUAUCUCUAGUCGGUUAAGUACACCAUCGCAGCCUUCUCUAUUAAUCCCUGAACGCUGGAAAUCGUCGCGGUCUGCACCGUCGCCGGCAUGUUUGCGUUGAGGGGACGGUGCCAAAGUUGUCAAUAUCACUCAUCGUGAUUGUGCCGUAGUCGGUGAGUUGAGUGGUAGAAUGAAAAGCCGGUCUUUUGCAUCUAAAUAAGCUCGGAGCAGCGGGAACAUCGUGACACUUUCGCAAACGCCCGAACUUCCGCGUCCACGGCCCAGAGCGCCGACCACACGGCAGCGCUGUCAAACAACGCGCCGUCCACGUCCAGCUCGACCAUCGCCAUCAGUGCUUUCCUCACCUUCCCGGCUCUCCACACCAUCCACCCACUGCCGCCUCCCCGCUGUUACCGUUGCUGCAGUAUCCGCCACCCGCACGCCGCCCUUCCACUGUCGCGGACGUCGCCACCCUUGCUCACCACCUCAUUCACUCUGCCCCCUCACGCUUCUUCCACUCUAGCUCGCCACCGUCGCCACCAUUGCCGCCACUCCACUCGCUCGACGUCCGAACCAUUUCCCUCUUUUUUUAAAC